AUGACCCGCCACAAUCUCGGCGAGCAUCUGCCCUGGCUGCUGAGCUCCUUUGCGCGAUUCCCGCCCUCGGGACCGCAACUGCCUGCCGCCUCCGCCUCUGACGAGCCGGACAAUGCUUCGUCUUCGAUCUUUUCUCUCAACUCCCAUUCUGUGCCUCUUCCCACAACCCGGCCAAUUUCCCUUUCCCAACCACCCACCGCCAAUGAAGGCCAAUUCCCACCCAGACAUCCAGAAGCUGCUGCUAACGAGGUAGUCAUGAUGGAAGAGGGGACAACCAAAUUCUCUCUUGACAACCUUGUCUCCAAACCGCCGUCCUUGGCUACCAAGCAGUUGCCACUACCGACCCCGACGUCUACAACUGCUACCACCCCAAUUGGUCCACUCCAGCGCGCAUACUCGGCGUCGCUCGCCCGCGACUCUAAUUUUGCUACACCUCACCCAAGCAAGAAAAAAGUCACCCCACUGCCGUCUCGUCCCGACACCUGGGCCCCUUCCUCCCCAGCUCGGCCCCCCGAACUUCAAUUGGACAACCUUAGAGAACUGUGUUCCGACCCGCUCGACUUAACAGAGGCUGACACCCACGACGGGUCAAGCUCGGUACUGGCCUUUGGGGAGGAUCGGAGGUUGUGGCACGAGGAUUUUGCCGAACGACCAGAGCCUGUAUCGAGUCGAAGAAGCAAACCGAGGAGUGAGGCAAGCUACGAGAGACUUGGUGUGCUCAAAGGGAAGACUGAAGGCGAGGUUGGCACCGACCGUGACGAAUUUCCAGACAUUGACGACCUUAUUCUUCCCUCGUCGGCUCACAAGUGGACUGCCAGCCAUCACUCGCUGGCAUCCUCUAUGAACCAUAGUCACAAGGCAAUUGGCCUUGCACGCGCUAUCACUACUCCGGCUGCCCAUUCCGAUAUUUCGUCAUCGCAUCGCAAACGCAAGACAUCACCGCCACCCAGCUUCCAAGACGCCGAUAGCGUGCAAAUCGAACCACCUGCCGUGGAGUCCAAAACCAUUUCAAGGACCAAGAGGGUGAGGCGGUCUGACGUGGUUUCGGAUUCCGAGGACGAAUUCAUGAGUCCACUCACACAUCAAUCAGUCUUGGAAGCUGAAGUAAGCCCGAGUCCCAGCUCACGCGUGAGGCAUCAGGCGCCUAAUCAGGACGACGGUAUGGAUGUCGAAAUGCCGUGCCCUCCGCUUGAGAUGCCGCCACCCAAAAGUGCGGCGGCAGCUCACUCAGGGGAUCCUCCGCUAUCAUCUGAAAGCAAAGAUCGGACCUUUUUCUCUUGUGCUAAUAGCACUAACGGGGCGCCUUCAGACCAAGCACAGCCCUCACAGGAAACCAAUCCCCAAAAAAACUUGCACCCCUCAUCGGGCUCUGAACCUGCGCGGGACCAGCAUCUUCUGACCUUGUUCCUCAAACGCCCAUCGGUAUUGGAUAACAAGUUACUCCUUGUUGAUGACCAGUUGCGCAGAAACAAGGACGAAUUCAAAAAAUGUCUCGAUGAGAAUGCACCAAAGGAGGAGCGCGAGCGGGUAAAGAACGCCCGGGGACCUUUGCUAAAGACGCAGAAAGCUCUGAAAACCUGUAUGGCCGAAUACCACAGCUAUAAAGAGCUAAGCGACAAACGAGAGGCCCUUGUGGCCUCCCUCACAGAUGCGUUCGAUAACGGCCUCGACACAGCCGAGGAUGAAGCCCGGCUAGAUCAGUUAGCUGAGCAGAUCAAGACCAAGGAGGCAGAGCUCAUUGGCCAUCUUGCUGCCGCUGGGGUUGACGACUUGGAUUUCCUCAAGGAUCCAAACGACUCUAUCGCGGCCCCUGAUUCCCCAGCAGCACCAGUUGUGUUCGCUACACAACCAUCUCUCAAGGCUCUAUCCAAAGAAAAGGCCAACACCAUCCCGGAAUACCAUUCACAAUCACAGGUUAUCGCCCAAACACAGCUUCCACCCGCCGAAUCCCAUACCAGCACGGUGAGCACUCCCACAGUUAGAUCUGUAACGUUCCAUACAGUAUCCGGCGUUCCUCGGCCCAUCGCCUCAGAGACCCUGCGCAGAGUACGCCCAGACAUUGCAGCAGGUAACUCAUAUAGAGAGACAUCCGAAGAUAGCCUGUUUAUCGAUAACAACAGCUAUGCCCCGGUGACAUUGGACGACUCUCUUGCUCUUUCCCAAUCGAAAACACCAAUGUCACGAUCGAAAGGCCCAGCCAAAGCGGGAGGCAUUCGUGACUAUUUCGAGGACAUCAGCGAUGAUGAUGAGGCGAUGCUCGCUGCUGUGAACCAUCUUGAACAGCGGACGUCCACGGCCGCUCUGAGCCGUGACGGACAUCGGGUGCGGUCAGCUUUGUCCGAGGCGUCUGGUAAUGCCGGACCCCCUCGGAGAACUAGACCUGCGGCAAAGAAUGUUCCGUCGUUGCAGCCCAAGGCCUCGUGGCCUGCCGAUCAAAUGAAGUAUCCUUGGUCUCCAGAUGUCCGCCGGGCACUGAAAGAUCGUUUCAGGAUGACGGAGUUCCGGCCUAACCAGCUCGAAGCCAUCAACGCUACCCUAGCCGGCAAGGAUGCGUUUGUGCUGAUGCCUACCGGAGGCGGCAAGUCUCUGUGCUAUCAACUCCCGGCCGUGAUAAACACUGGCAGGACGCGCGGCAUCACUAUUGUCAUCUCACCUCUUCUCAGUCUCAUGAAUGACCAAGUUGAGCACUUGGAGAAGCUCAACAUACGCGCAGCGUCCUUCAACUCUCAAUCGAACGUACCUGCUCGCAAUGCGGUACUAGAGGCUUUCAACGAAGACAAUCCGGAGUUUUUUCUCCAACUGCUCUACGUGACGCCCGAAAUGGUUGUCAAGAGCGUGCCUUUCCAGGAAGGCCUCAAGAAGCUGCACCGGAAAAAGAAACUUGCCCGCAUUGUGAUUGACGAGGCCCAUUGUGUGAGCCAUUGGGGUCAUGAUUUUCGCCCGGACUACCAGCAAAUCGGCAAGCUCAGACAAAGAUUCCCCGGCGUGCCCGUGAUGGCGCUAACGGCUACGGCCACCGGGAACGUGAUUGCCGACGUUAAGCACAAUCUCGACAUGGACGAUUGCGAGGUGUUUUCACAGAGCUUCGAUCGGCCCAACCUGUACUAUGAAGUCGUCAAGAGGCCCGCGACAUUUGUUGCGGGCAUGGCGGAGCUGAUCAAGACCAAGUAUCCCGGACAAAGCGGGAUUAUCUACACGCUCUCACGGAAAUCCGCAGAAGCCACUGCAGAGUCGCUCGUAAAAAAACACGACAUCAAAGCCUGCCACUACCAUGCACAGGUCGAUGUGGAAACCAGAGCGAAGGUUCAGAGGCAGUGGCAGCGUGGCGAGAUCCAGGUCGUCGUUGCCACAAUUGCCUUUGGCAUGGGAAUCGAUAAGCCAAAUGUGCGUUUUGUCAUUCACCAGCACAUGCCCAAAAACUUGGAGGGCUACUAUCAGGAAACUGGACGGGCAGGCCGGGACGGAGAGCCUGCAGGCUGCUACCUCUAUUACGCCUACACCGAUCUCUCGAGCUUGAGGCGAAUGAUCAACGAGGAUCGUGAAUACGCCAAGGUCCCGGAACAGAAGGAACGGCUCCAUGCUCUCCUCAACCAAAUGGUGUCAUAUUGCGAACGGCGAGAAUGCCGCCGAGUACAGCUCCUCCGAUACUUUGGUGAAAAUAUUGAUGCAUCGCAGUGCAACAAAAACUGUGACAAUUGCAAGAACGGUGAAAGGAAUUCCGAGGUCGAAGUGCAAGAUUUCACCGACACCGCCAAGGCUAUCCUCAUAGCGGUCAGGUCAACACAACCGGUUACACUUGGGAAGUUGGUGGAGAUCCUGACCGGUAGAAACCGUUCCAAAUACGAAGGUGCUGAAGGGUUUGGACUUUGUAAGGGCAUGAAGAACUAUGAAAUUCAGCGCAUUGCUAUGGCCUUGCAUGGAGAGGGGGCCCUUCGAGAUCAAUACGUGGUGGACAAAGGCAAAGUGCCUCUUACAGAAUUCUGGACCGGUCCACUGGCCAGACAGUACCUUGAAGGAAGGCGCCGACUGCGGUUAGAGGUGCCAAAGGGUGGUCGGGCGCCGAACCAGGUCAAGAACAAUGGCCGACUCGCCGCCACGGAUGACGAGGGUUCGGACUCCUACUCAGCACCAAGUCGGAAGGCCCCCCCGUCCACAAAUGUCUCGUCCCCAGUCGCUGCUCUGUCCAAAAAGCGGAAACACAAAUCUGCACACUCGACAUUUGUGGACGAGGAUGAUGAAGACGCCGACCAUGGUUCUGACCGUGAGCUGCAUGGAAACGGCUAUGAGAAGGACGACUUUGUGGUGUCCGACGAAGAGGAGAAGGAGGAGGAGGAUGCGUUCGAGCCAGCCCCAUCUCACCGUCGCCCGCAACCAUCUCGCCAGCGUCAACAGACGCUGGAUGAACUCGGUCCCCCGAUUUCCCGUGACAAUCGCCUAGACGAAGCCGGUUUAGAUGAAGUCCAUCAAGAUAUCGUCCGGGCAUUUGUCGAGGAGGCCACUGAACUUGGAGAAGCGGUGCGUAACCGGUAUAAUCUGCGCCGGGCGCUAUUUACCGAGCAGCAGUACCGCGAGAUGGCGAUCCGCUGGACGACGAGCGUUCCUAAAAUGUACACCAUCCGCGGCAUCGACAGGACCAAGGUCGAUCUUUACGGCGCCGAGUUUGCUUCACUGGUUCGGAGAUUCAACUCCCAGUACCUCGAAAUGAUGGGAAAGAUCGACUACUCCGCGGCAGUGAUGGUGACGAACAAGAAGCGUGAGGUCAUCGACCUCACUAGCGAUGAUGAAGACGAGCUGCCAAGAAACCGUGGCCGACGUGGUACGGAAGGGUUGAGGGCUGCGCAGGACGAGGGGGAGGAAGAGGAUGAGGAUAUGGAAGAAGACGAGGAAGAGGAGGAAGAAGAACUCGAGUUCUCCAGGUACUUUGGCGACGAGACGACUAAAGCGCCUUCUCCGACCGAGUCCGAAGCCAGCCAUGUGCGGGAGUGGCACAGGCGAUACAAGGAACUUAGCAGGCCGUCUCCCAGAAAAUCGGCGGCAUCCUCGCGAGCUGCACAGACCGCUAAGACCAAGGCUAUGCCGAAAUAUUCCGGUUGGAAAGGCAGCAAAAAGUCAAAUUAUAGCAAAGCCAAGGGUGCCGGAAGUGGUGCUGCGCGAGGCGGUUCAUCCUUUGGACGCGGAGGCUCUUCAGCUGGCGUCUCCAAGCGCUCCGGGUCCUUUGGCAGUCGGCAGAAUGGGGGUAGCACUUCAGCGCCCAGCAGACCGCGGAGCAAGACUGGCUCGAAGAGACAUUCUUCGGGCAGUGGCAUCCCUCUGAUGCCUCAUUGA
Canariomyces notabilis is the source of this 5325-nucleotide messenger RNA. RefSeq lists its product as uncharacterized. Gene Ontology annotation, biological process: double-strand break repair via homologous recombination; DNA replication. The transcript is spliced from 2 exons. The coding region runs from base 1 to 5325 and encodes 1774 amino acids. NCBI's taxonomy places the organism in Eukaryota, Fungi, Ascomycota, Sordariomycetes, Sordariales, Chaetomiaceae. Gene Ontology annotation, molecular function: ATP binding; nucleic acid binding; 3'-5' DNA helicase activity. Gene Ontology annotation, cellular component: chromosome; cytoplasm; nucleus. The record is from RefSeq and is a predicted model, not a curated record.